Messenger RNA from Erigeron canadensis, 1039 nucleotides. Its product is annotated as ethylene-responsive transcription factor ERN1-like. The coding region runs from base 74 to 910 and encodes 278 amino acids. Gene Ontology annotation, biological process: regulation of DNA-templated transcription. The transcript has a single exon. Gene Ontology annotation, molecular function: DNA binding; DNA-binding transcription factor activity. Lineage: Eukaryota; Viridiplantae; Streptophyta; Magnoliopsida; Asterales; Asteraceae. The record is from RefSeq and is a predicted model, not a curated record.
AGAACACUUAGAGUUCACACAUUUGUAACUGUACUUUAUUCACAUAUUUUUAACUAUACUUUCUAUAGUUCAAAUGGAAAUUCAAUUCCAACAACAGCCAAGAGAAGGUAAUAGAGUGUCGGUGCCAAAACCGAGCAAAGGGAGAGGUAAAAAUAGCAAUGGAAACAACAAUAACAAGUUUGUGGGAGUGAGACAGAGGCCUUCAGGGAGAUGGGUAGCCGAGAUCAAAGACACGACACAAAAGAUUAGGAUGUGGCUUGGGACAUUUGAAACGGCUGAAGAAGCUGCUCGAGCCUAUGAUGAAGCUGCGUGCCUUCUUCGUGGUUCAAAUACACGAACAAAUUUCAUAACCCAUGUGUCUCAUAACUCCCCACUAGCUUCCAGGAUACGAAACUUACUCAACAGCAAGAAAAUGGCAAAAAAGAAGAAUCUAGAUUGUCCAAUGCCCUCCGUUAUUCCAGCUACGUUUAACGUUGCUAGUAGUGUAAGUAUUGGUAGCUCUAGUAGAAGCAAUAGUAGUAGUAGUAGCUCGAGUAAUAGUGGUGGAAGUGGAGAUUCGCUUUCUUCUAGCGACAAACUAGAAGAAAAUGUUUCUCAAUUGUUUGAUGAUGCUUAUAAGCCAGAUUUGAGCAACUGCUCUUCUGAAAAAUCCGAUUUUUCAUGGACCGUUGGAUCUAAAAGUGAUCAUAGAUAUCGAAUGAAUCAAGCAACACUUGAUUUUCCAAAGAAUGUGGUAAUGCCCGAGAUGAAUCCUGGAAUGGAGUUUUCUGAAUUUGAUAGGAUGAAAGUGGAAAGACAGAUAUCGGCUUCUUUGUACGCUAUGAAUGGAGUUCAAGAGUAUAUUGACACUGUUAAUGAUCCUAAUGAUGCAAUUUGGGAUCUUCCGCCUUUAUGUUCUUUGUUUUGUUGAUUUUAACAUUUUAGAAUUUAAUCGCAGUUUUUUAGAAUAACAAGGAGCUUUUGAGAGAUGAAAUUGAUGUACAUGUUCUUGUUGUUGCUAAAUUUAGCACAAAAAAAAGAAAAAAAAAUAUACCAAGUU